Coturnix japonica (Japanese quail) is the source of this 1749-nucleotide messenger RNA. It is a transcript of the gene M1AP, whose product is annotated as meiosis 1 associated protein. The record is from RefSeq and is a predicted model, not a curated record. Gene Ontology annotation, biological process: male meiosis chromosome separation; meiosis I; spermatogenesis. NCBI's taxonomy places the organism in Eukaryota, Metazoa, Chordata, Aves, Galliformes, Phasianidae.
GGGCGCUGUGUGCGUAGCGGGCGCUGUUAGCGCAGCGUGCGCCCCGGCCCAGCCCGGCGCUGCUCCGGCAGCACUGAGCGCUGAAGCCGCCCGCGGUGCCCGCAGGACGGUGCAGGUGCAGAUGGGUGAAUGCAUAUCCACUACCAAUGUACAGAAGACAUGAAUUCCAGAAAAUUACUCUCAGAAACACGGAGAACAUUUCCAGCUACUAAAGCGUGCUGCCAGCAGCCAUCGCGGAUCCUCAUUGUGGAUGUCACGUCACCUUCCUGGGCCAACACUUGCUCUGUACUCUCUGAAGCUCUGGAAAACUCUCUGUGUUUGGCAUGCAGUCUGACAGGUCCCUGCCGCAUUCCCUUGCUGAGCCUCUACCUGGUACAGAACCAGCAGGAGUGUUUACUUCCCUUUGUGCACUUGAAGGAGAACUUUGCGCGAGUUCAAGCCUGUAUUUCAGAGCUCCGCUCGCUAUCAAGAGAAGGCUGCUUCCCACAGGGCGGAAUUGGAGUGGUACAGGCUGUGCAGGAUGGAUUGCAGCAGUUCAAGCAAUACAGCAGACACACGGCAGCAGGAGGCUCAGCAAAUAGCUCCGUUGAGAUCACAAUUUUGACAAGCCAAUCAGGUAAAGAAAUUGUUAAGCAGCUGGAAAGGAAGUUACAAGAUGUAGACCUUGUGAGUCUGAGAAAAAUACAAGUCAUUGAGGUUUUGAAGAGAGACUUUUUGGAGCCUGAGGAUGUGGAACAGUGCAUACCAGCAGAGGAGCCUAGCAGCAGUGAUAUUGCAAUCCUCGGAAUGGACAUUGAUCUGCAAACCAUAGAGGAUAAUGUCAUCAGCUUGGAGAUGCUGUUUAAAACAUGGCUUCAUGAUUGUGGCUCAGAGAGGGAACAUCUGCAUCUCCUCCUUCCAUCUGGAGGCCUCACCCGUGGCACCGCACCCAAGCCAAAUCUAAUGUGUCUGAAGUGUGAUUUGCAAGAAAGACUGAUUGACCCAGCUCUGCUUUCUGGGACAACUGAUGGCACCCUGAGAACAGCUGAUUUGAAUUCACCCUGCCAGAUGACAGCCUGGCCAGCUACAAUGCUAUAUAAACUCCAGGUUGUAAAAGCUCUGAAGUCCGAAGGGGUUUGUGAAUCUGUACUGUAUGGACUGCCUUUCAUCAUCAAGCCCACAAGCUGCUGGCAGCUAGACUGGGACGAACUGGAGCUAAACCAGCACAGCUUCCAUGCUCUAUGUCACAGCCUUUUGAAAAGGAAGUGGAUGCUUUUGGCCAAACAUGAGCCACAGAACAAUUGUCCAAGCUGGAACGUUGCGGUGCAUUCCUACUACAUCAUUGUCCCUUCUGACUCUGCCACUCUGCUCGUCAAGCCAGUGGCUGUCAGAGAGCUCUUGAUGCCGUCAGCCUUCCCAGCCCUCCUUGCUGAGCAACCUGAGAGAGUACAGAGCCCUAUAGAGAGUGCCCUGAACAGCUUAGAAGUGGAAGUUGCUUAUAAUCCCUUACACCUGAAAAGCAACCUCUAUAAAUACCUGAAAAGUAUGUUGUACAGACCACUGCACAGGCAGCAGCCCCAGCCCAGGGACCAGCGACCGGAGCGGCACCAGCCAAAGCAGGUACGGCUCUUGUCUUUGACAUCUUAUCUUGUCCUCCUGAUCUGCUUCCUGCAGAAGGGAAGAGGGCAGCUCCCUGAUACCAUGAUGGGACAGGGAGGCCAGCAUAUGACAGGGCAGCAUUCACUUACAGCUGUAGAAGCAGAGAGGUGA